AUGAAUUCUCUCUCCACAUCUUCCACAGUUUCUUCUUCUUCAGCUUCACCCACUUCCUGGUUUUCCAGCAUUGUUAGGGGCCGUCAAGACAGGUCCUCCUCCGUCAAAAUGGCAGGAAGCUCCUCCUCAGGUAGCGGCGUCGCCGCCGAUUGCGAAGGACCCAUCAAGGGCAAGAACCAGUUCCGUGGUGUGCUCUUCAAGUAUGGGCCUAAGCCCAUUCAGGUUGCAUUCAAAACAGGUGACUAUAAGCAACAAGUUAUUUUCAUUGGUGGACUAACAGAUGGAUUUCUAGCGACUGAAUAUUUGGAACCUCUUGCAAUUGCUUUGGAUAAUGAGAAAUGGUCACUAGUUCAACUACUUAUGUCAUCUUCAUAUACUGGAUAUGGCACCUCCAGCUUGCAACAAGAUGCCAUGGAGAUAGAUCAGCUUAUCAGUUAUCUAAUCAACAAAGAAAAUUCUGAGGGUGUGGUCCUACUUGGUCAUAGUACUGGCUGUCAGGAUAUUGUGCAUUACAUGCGUACAAAUGCAGCUUGUUCCCGAGCAGUCCGUGCUGCCAUUUUGCAGGCUCCGGUUAGUGAUCGAGAAUACAGAGCAACUCUUCCUGAAACGGCUACUAUGAUUGACUUGGCUUCAAGCAUGAUAAAGGAAGGUCGGGGUUCAGACUUAAUGCCCAAGGAAGCUGAUCCAUCUUCGCCUAUAACUGCCUAUAGAUAUAACUCCCUUUGUGCCUACAUGGGGGAUGAUGACAUGUUCAGUUCCGACCUCAAUGAUGACCAGCUAAGAAUGAGACUUGGACACAUGGCUAACACCCCUUGCCAGGUUAUCUAUUCCAUGGCUGAUGAAUAUGUGCCUGAGUAUGUUGAUAAGAAAGCAUUGGUUGAAAGAUUGUGCAGAGCUAUGGGUGGUGCGGAGAAAGUUGAAAUUGAAUACGGGAAUCACUCCCUCUCUAACCGAGUCCAUGAAGCUGUGCAGGCCAUUAUUAGCUUUGUUAAAAGAGAAGGACCCAAUGGCUGGGAUGAUCCAUGGAGCUAAUGCUCUGAUACUUCAUACUCUGAUUAUCUCUUUUUAUUCUUUUUUGUUACUAUCUCUUCUCUCUAUUAAUUCAUCUUUUUCAUUUUUUAAUAUUCAUGCUCUUUAAUUUUGAUGUUUUUGUCAUAUCAUAUACAACAAAGGCUGUGUGAAUUUCGUCCCAAGGCUAGUCUGAAUGAAUUUUUAUCCUUUGGAUUGA
Molecule: messenger RNA, 1228 nt
Organism: Theobroma umbraticum
Lineage: Eukaryota; Viridiplantae; Streptophyta; Magnoliopsida; Malvales; Malvaceae
Product: alpha/beta-Hydrolases superfamily protein
Source: RefSeq, a predicted model, not a curated record